Molecule: messenger RNA, 1637 nt
Organism: Olea europaea var. sylvestris
Lineage: Eukaryota; Viridiplantae; Streptophyta; Magnoliopsida; Lamiales; Oleaceae
Exons: 7
Coding region: 349-1347 (332 amino acids)
Biological process (GO): deoxyribonucleotide catabolic process
Molecular function (GO): 5'-nucleotidase activity
Source: RefSeq, a predicted model, not a curated record
CCAGGAAAUUCAGAUUUUUUCUUCCCCGGGCCCAUCAGGAAUAUUGAUUCUUUUAUUAAUUUUCAGAUUUUAAGACACUGUGCUUUACAUAAAUACUUCAAUUCUUUUGCAUCUACUAGGGCUAUGCUCCUCAGGCUCGUCCCCAAUUCCUUGAUUUUUCUGAAUUAUUCUUUUUAACCCAAUUACACUUUUCCUGUUUGGGAAUAUUAAUUUGCAGCAAAAAAAUGAAGUUGGGAUGCUAAAUCUGUGUAAAUGCAUCAGGAAUCGGUAUGAUGAAGAGGCGCUAUUUGUUAUUUACAUCAAGCUGCGAGCUUUAAUCGUAAUAUCAGUUAUUUGAGGGGUUAUUUUAUGGCGGCAACUUCGAAUAUUUUGGUGGGCCAAAGAAAUUUGCAGAUAUUGUCUGUGAGAAAGCUUCCAUCUACUGCAUCAGCCAUUGAUACAAGCAGUGGACGGUUUAUUAAGGGGCUGAGUUCUUUCAAGUUCAAAUGCUGUUCCUUGGAAAAUUAUGGAUAUAAAUUUCGAAAUAACGAUAAUGACGUUUUCAGUAACAGUAAUGAGGCGCAGAAGGCAAGGGCUUUUGGUCCAUGCUUGCCGCCAUUUCUGUGUGAUUCAGAGGAGGCUGGUAUGUGGGAGGACAGGGCAAACAGUGUGGAUUAUAGGGCCUUUAAUGGCUCUACCAAUAGCGGAAGCUCGACCGGAUUUCCGGAUCGGCUCUUGCCCGAGAAAAUCAUGGUUGCGGUGGAUGUUGAUGAGGUUCUUGGCAAUUUUGUAUCAGCUCUCAAUCAAUUCAUUGCGAAUCGAUAUUCUAUGAAUCACUCAGUUUCUGAAUACCACGUCUAUGAGUUUUUUAAGAUAUGGAACUGUUCUCGGGAUGAAGCUAAUAUACGCGUGCACGAAUUUUUUAAGACAUCUUAUUUUAAGAAAGGGAUACAUCCAAUUCCAGGUUCCCGGAGAGCUCUCCAAAAGUUAUCCAAAUUUUGUAAUCUGUCAGUUGUUACGUCCCGACAGAAUGCAAUUAAGGAGCAUACGGUUGAAUGGAUUGAGAGAUAUUAUCCGGGGUUGUUUAUGGAGAUCCAGUUUGGGAAUCACUUUUCCUUGGAUGGACAGUCCAGACCUAAAUCAGACAUUUGCAAGUCCUUGGGAGCAAAGGUUUUGAUUGACGACAAUCCAAGAUACGCAAUUGAGUGUGCUGAAGUCGGGAUUAAGGUUCUUCUUUUCGAUUAUGAGAAUUCUUAUCCUUGGUCCAAGAUGGAGUCUGUUAAUCGACAUCCUCUUGUCACCAAGGUCCACAAUUGGGAAGAAGUGGAGCAUCAGUUAGCAUUCUGGAUUAUGUCAAGAAAAAUUUGAUCCCUCAACUAGGUUCAUGAGACAUUGAUUCAUUAGAAAUUUUAGAUUUCAUUUUUAAUAAUAGCUGGACUGUCAAAUUAAAGGAAAAUUGUAUUUUUGACAUAUUGUCGUGUCUUCGGUGGAGUAGCUCGGGAAGGGUUUUGUAAAACAGGUUCCUAUCGUAGGGAUGCUGAGGUGAAGGAACAUGUUGAUCUAAUGUUGCCAAUUUCUAAGGUCUCUUUAGAUUUUACAGUAAUAGAGGACUUAUAUUUUGUUUUCAAUAUAUUCAUGGAAUAUAAUGAACUUUGAAA